Molecule: messenger RNA, 1467 nt
Organism: Coregonus sp. 'balchen'
Lineage: Eukaryota; Metazoa; Chordata; Actinopteri; Salmoniformes; Salmonidae
Source: the annotation of a GenBank genome assembly
AUGGUUAUAAUACUGGUUUUGUUAUUGUUGAAUUUGAUGCAUCCCAGUCACCAAAAGCCCCGUUCUUCUAUGGAGGUUAGGACAUCUUCUCCACAGUGUGCGGGUGGGUAUCAGAGCUUUAACCCGAGGCAGCGCAGGGAUGCUGCGGGGCGUGGAGGAGUGUACGAGCACCUUGGGGGAGCACCGAGACACAGAAAGCUGUACUGUGCCACAAAGUAUCACUUACAAAUACAUCCCAAUGGGAAAAUAGACGGGACCCUGGAGGAGAAUAACCCUUUCAGUGAGUACAAUAUAACUUACUCUCGUAUAUUUAUGCCUUGUUAUAUGCUAUGCAUAUACAGUUUAUGUUCAGCCACUAUAUAGGCUAUAGUCGAAUAAGAAUAGCCUAUGCAGAAAUACUUUUAAAGUAGGCCUAGAUAGAUCAUUAUGUUGUUUUUUCUGUUGGUACAUUGGAGUGAUCAGAAGGCAGCUCUAAAUAGUUAAGACAGAAGGAUACUGGAUGAUGUAAAGUGUUACUGAAAUCCUUAACUUUUGUUUUGUUGCAUCCAAUACAACAGUAGUGUCUCUACAUUAUAAUAGCAUUGUUAUUACAUUGCCUUAACAUUUGGCAUAGCAUGAAAUGAGAAUGAAUUAAUGUUUUGUUUUUUAUCUACUGUAUUGUUUUUCCAUCCAGGCAUAUUGGAGAUCGCAGCAGUGGAUGUGGGAGUGGUGGUGAUUAAAGGACUGUUCUCUGGUAGAUAUCUGGCCAUGAACGAAAAAGGAGGACUAUAUGCAUCGGUAAAUGUGGCAUGAUCUCUGAGAUCUUUCUCUGUCUGCCUGCCUGCCUGCCUCUCUCUCUCUCUCUCUCUCUCUCUCGCUCUCUCUCUCUCUCUCUCUCUCUCUCUCUCUCUCUCUCUCUCUCUCUCUCUCUCUCUCUCUCUCUCUCUCUCUCUCUCUCUCCCUCUCUCUCUCUCUCUCUCUCUCUCUCUCUCUCUCUUUCCCUCUCUCUAAUAAUUGGAUAAUUGACUACCAUUCCUAUUCAGUCUCAUUUUAAUAUAACAUAGUCCUAAACUUGGUAAAACUUUCACUGUAAUACAUUUGGUUUCAACUAAAUGUCUAUUUUCUCAGGCUGCCUUCAACCAGGAGUGUGAGUUCAUGGAGCGGAUCCAUGAGUUAGGCUACAACACCUACGCUUCCCGCCACUACCAGACAACCACUCCCUCCACCUCAACAGGAAGCAGCAACAGGCAAAGGGCGAGCGCUGAGAGGCUGUGGUAUGUGUCAAUCAAUGGAAAGGGCCGGCCAAAGCGUGGCCUGAAGACUCGCAGGACAGAGAAGGCCUCCCUCUUCCUGCCCAGGGUCCUUGGCCACAAGGACCAUGACAUGGUUCACCUGUUGUUCAACAGUAGUCUAGGGUACAGACUUACAGGAAAGACAGGGCCAAGGAGACAGAGACAUGUUUCUAUAUCCAGGGAGUUUGAUGACUAG